Trichoderma aggressivum f. europaeum is the source of this 960-nucleotide messenger RNA. RefSeq lists its product as uncharacterized. Gene Ontology annotation, biological process: translation. The transcript is spliced from 3 exons. Bases 1 to 960 code for a protein of 319 amino acids. Gene Ontology annotation, cellular component: ribosome. The record is from RefSeq and is a predicted model, not a curated record. Gene Ontology annotation, molecular function: structural constituent of ribosome. Lineage: Eukaryota; Fungi; Ascomycota; Sordariomycetes; Hypocreales; Hypocreaceae.
AUGGCUGGAAAGGGAAUUGGGUGCCUCGGCGAGGCCAUGGCUGCGCUGAGGAUAUCUGCGUCCAAGCCGGCGACGACAGCGUUCAGCAGACAGUUUACACGGUCAAUGGCGACCGAAUCGCCGGUAAAGGAGAUUACAAAGUCGGCAGCCUCUGCGCAGUCCAUCAUCCAGUCAUGGAAUCCAAUCUCUACCGUCCCCGUCACCAUCCACAGCUUCCCAUCUCUCGAGCCGCAGUCCCUCGAGCAAUGGUCCGUCCAGCACCUCUACCUCCCCCUCCGCCGCGAUCUCCUCCACCUCGCCGUCGUCUACGAGGGCGACAACACCAGGCAGGGCACCGCGUCCUCCAAGACCCGCCACGACGUCCACGGCUCGCACCGCAAGAUGCGCCCGCAAAAGGGAACCGGACGAGCACGUCAGGGCACCAGGCAGAGCCCCCUGCUGCGAGGCGGCGGCAAGUCGUUUGGCCCGCACCCUCGCGACUUUGGGACCAGGCUGAACCGCAAGGUCUACGACAAGGCGUGGCGCACGGCGCUGAGUUACCGGUACAGACGGGGCGAGCUGAUCAUCUGCGAGGACGGCAUGGAGCUGUCGAUGCCUCGUGAUUUCGACCUGGUGGCGGACAAGUUCCUCAAGGACGGUCUGAGGGAGGCGUAUCUGAACAAGUACAUGUCGGGCGUUUUGAGCACGCUGGGUCUUGGACGUGAGGAUGGCCGCACGCUGUUCGUCACGGGCGACCGAAGAGACAGGCUGUACGAGGCCAUGGAGCAGGUGCCUUGGGAUGGACGGGCUCUUGACCUGGACGACGUGGAUGUCAAGGAUCUGUUGGAGACGGGCAAGGUGGUUAUGGAGAGGAGUGUGCUGCGGGAGAUGAUUGAGCAGCACCAGAGCGACUUGGUGAGCCGGAUUUUCGUCAACGGGGUUCCCAAGGGAGGCCCUGCGCUGGGAGAAAAAGUCUUGUGA